This is a messenger RNA of Enhydra lutris kenyoni (northern sea otter), 1840 nucleotides long. Its product is annotated as cyclin E1. The coding region runs from base 66 to 1298 and encodes 410 amino acids. NCBI's taxonomy places the organism in Eukaryota, Metazoa, Chordata, Mammalia, Carnivora, Mustelidae. The record is from RefSeq and is a predicted model, not a curated record. Gene Ontology annotation, biological process: regulation of cyclin-dependent protein serine/threonine kinase activity; G1/S transition of mitotic cell cycle. Gene Ontology annotation, cellular component: centrosome; cytoplasm; nucleus. Gene Ontology annotation, molecular function: cyclin-dependent protein serine/threonine kinase regulator activity. The transcript has 12 exons.
GCUCGUGCCGCCUGCCUGCCGCGGAGACGGCUUCGGGCCUGAGACCUGAUCCCACGCCCCAAGCCAUGCCGAGGGAGAAGAGGGAGAGGGAUGCAAAGGAACGGGACACCAUGAAGGAGGAAAGUGGCACUGAUGUCUCUGUUCGUUCCAGGAAAAGGAAGGCAAAUGUGGCUGUUUUUUUGCAGGAUCCAGAUGAAGAAAUUGCAAAAAUGGACAGGACUGUGAGAAGUCAGUGCGGCAUUCAGCCUUGGGACAAUAAUUCUGUGUGUGAAAACCCCUGCUCCUUCAUUCCCACACCUGACAAGGAAGAGGGUGAGCCAGCAUCCCCAAGUUCCGCGUGUGGACCGCAGAGUUUCAUGCCCUCCAGAGCCUCACCACUGCCUAUACUGAACUGGGCAAAUAGAGAUGAGGUGUGGAAAAUUAUGCUAAACAAGGAGAAGACAUACUUAAGGGAUAAGCACUUUAUGCAGCGGCACCCUCUUUUGCAGCCUAAGAUGCGAGCAAUUCUUCUGGAUUGGUUAAUGGAGGUGUGCGAAGUCUAUAAACUUCACAGAGAGACAUUUUACUUGGCCCAGGAUUUCUUUGAUCGGUAUAUGGCAACACAACAAAAUAUUGUAAAAACACUUUUACAGCUUAUUGGGAUUUCAUCUUUAUUUAUUGCUGCCAAACUUGAGGAAAUCUAUCCUCCAAAGCUGCACCAGUUUGCUUACGUUACAGAUGGGGCUUGUUCAGGAGAGGAAAUUCUUAGCAUGGAAUUAAUCAUUAUGAAGGCCCUUAAGUGGCACUUAAGUCCCCUGACCAUUGUGUCCUGGCUGAAUGUGUAUAUGCAGGUUGCGUAUCUAAAUGACUUAUAUGAAGUGCUCCUGCCUCAGUAUCCCCAGCACAUCUUCAUACAGAUUGCAGAGCUUUUAGAUCUUUGUGUCCUGGAUGUUGGCUGCUUAGAAUUUCCCUACGGUGUACUUGCUGCUUCUGCCUUGUAUCAUUUCUCCUCAUCGGAAUUGAUGCAAAAGGUUUCAGGGUAUCAGUGGUGUGAUAUAGAGAAGUGUGUCAAGUGGAUGGUUCCAUUUGCCAUGGUUAUAAGGGAGACAGGAAGUUCCAAACUUAAGCACUUCAGGGGAGUUCCUGCUGAAGAUGCGCACAACAUCCAGACCCAUAUAAACAGCUUGGAUUUGCUGGACAAAGCCCAAGCAAAGAAAGCCAUAUUGUCUGAACAAAAUAGGAUUUCUCCCCUCCCCACCGGGGUCCUCACCCCCCCACAGAGCAGUAAGAAGCAGAGCAAUGAGCAGGGGACCGCGUGAGCACACCAGCCUCCUCCACCCAAGACAGUCAUGUGGAAGCGCCCGCCCCAGGUUCUUGGCUGCGCACCGGAGCAGAGGCGUGCAUUAGCUUUUACAGAUAUUUAAAUGGAAGAGCAUGUCUCUUCUGCAACCGAAGUGUUUCUGUGGAUGGCAUUGGACAGGGACAAGUGUUUUUUAUUGAAUGCUUAGAGUUUUUGAAAUAAGUGGGUCAAGUACACCAGCCACCUCCAGAACACCAAUGAGUGCUCCAGAUGCUGCUAAGGAGGGUGAUACUUGACUUGAUUGACUGUGCACGCACGGAACAAAGGCUUGAAGUCGCGGAGUGCCACGUUGCCGUGGGCUCCCCUCGGGUGUGCUGGGCUGUGUCGCGUUGAGGGGAACAGGUGGUUGUGAGCGUUGUGAUGUGGAGCCCACAACCAACCGUGCUGGGGGCCUGCCCUUUUCACACUAUCAGUUGACAGUGUACAAUGCCUUUUAUGAACUGUUAUUUUGUAAGUGCUGCUACGUCUGUUUUUUUAAUAAAGAUAACACUGUCUUUGAGA